GAGCUCAUUGGAAAAUACUUUCCCUAAAACAGAAACAGCAGCUGUCAAUCUCUAUUUGAUAUUUCCAGCAGCAGAAGUUUUUCUAAAGAACAGGACAACAACAGAACUAUACUAAGCAAGAUUAUGAAGAAAUCUUUUAAUAAGACAACCAAGGAUUCCAGCUCUCCAAACUCAAGCAAUCUCUCAGAACCCUAUAUGUCUACAAAGGAGAUCAUAAACACAAAACCUUUCUCAUGUUCUGAAUGCGGAAAAUGUUUUCGCUGGCAGUCACAAAUUGUUAUACAUCAGAGAACUCACACGGGAGAGAAACCUUUCUCAUGUGCUGAAUGUGGGAAAUGUUUUAGCGUGCACUCAGGUCUUGUUCAACAUCAGAGAACUCACACAGGAGAGAAACCUUUCUCAUGUGCUGAAUGUGGGAAAUGUUUUAGCGCGCACUCAGAUCUUGUUAAACAUCAGAGAACUCACACAGGAGAGAAACCUUUCUCAUGUGCUGAAUGUGGGAAAUGUUUUAGCGCGCACUCAGGUCUUGCUAAACAUCAGAGAACUCACACAGGAGAGAAACCUUUCUCAUGUGCUGAAUGUGGGAAAUGUUUUAACUGGCAUGCUCACCUUGUUUUACACAAGAGAACUCACACAGGAGAGAAACCUUUCUCAUGUUCUGAAUGUGGAAAAUGUUUUAACAGGCAUGCUCACCUUGUUUUACACAAGAGAACUCACACAGGAGAAAAACCUUUCUCAUGCUCUGAAUGUGGGAAAUGUUUUAGCCAUCACUCAUCUCUAGUUAAUCAUCAGAGAACUCACACAGGAGAGAAACCUUUCUCAUGUGCUGAAUGUGGGAAAUGUUUUAGCCAUCACUCAGCUCUAGUUAAGCAUCAGAGAACUCACACAGGAGAGAAACCUUUCUCAUGCUCUGAAUGUGAGAAAUCUUUUAGCUGGCACUCAAAUCUUGUUUCACAUCAGAGAACUCACACAGGAGAGAAACCUUUCUCAUGUUCUGAAUGUGGAAAAUGUUUUCGCGGGCACGCACAUCUUGUUAAACAUCAGAGAACCCACACAGGAGAGAAACCUUUCCCAUGUUCUGAAUGUGGGAGAUGGUUUAGACAUAACACAACUCUAGUUAAACAUCAGAGAACUCACACAGGAGAGAAACCUUUCUCAUGUUCUGAAUGUGGGAAAAGUUUUAGCGGGCACUCAAAUCUUGUUACACAUCAGAGAACCCACACAGGAGAGAAACCUUUCUCAUGUGGUGAAUGUGGGAAAUGCUUUAACGAGCACUCAAAUCUUAAAGCACAUCAGAGAAUCCACACAGGUGAGAAACCUUUCUCAAGUACAGAAUGGAGAAAUAGUUUUGUCAGUGAACCAGAUUUUGUUAAACAUAACUGA
Molecule: messenger RNA, 1383 nt
Organism: Pelobates fuscus (common spadefoot toad)
Lineage: Eukaryota; Metazoa; Chordata; Amphibia; Anura; Pelobatidae
Product: oocyte zinc finger protein XlCOF6.1-like
Exons: 2
Coding region: 124-1383 (419 amino acids)
Biological process (GO): regulation of transcription by RNA polymerase II
Cellular component (GO): nucleus
Molecular function (GO): DNA-binding transcription factor activity, RNA polymerase II-specific; RNA polymerase II cis-regulatory region sequence-specific DNA binding
Source: RefSeq, a predicted model, not a curated record